UACUCGUGCCUUCCCUAGUUCACUAUGCACCUGCCAAAACAAACUCUGUCAAGCCUAGUUGUACCUCAGCAACCCUUUGAUACCUGCCAUUCUUAUCAGUUGAGCUGACUUGGUUUUGUUUCCGCAGCUGAUCUGCAGCCACAAGUAAAGGUAAAUCACUAUGGACAAUCAAAAUGAAUAUUUACUUAACUUCAGAGGCUAUAACUUUGAAAGAACUUUAGUUAAAAUGAACAUAGUGGAAAACAUGGAGGAUCAGGAAAUUAGAGAUGAUGAUGUCUUCAUAGUCACAUAUCCAAAAUCUGGUACUGUCUGGACACAGCAGAUCCUCAGCCUGAUUUAUUUUGAGGGCUACCGGAACAACACUGAAAACAUCCAAACAAUAGACAGAGCACCAUUCUUUGAAUACAAUAAUCAUAAUGUGGACUUUGCCAAAAUGCCAUCACCUCGUAUCUUUUGUUCCCACCUCCCGUAUUAUUUAGUGCCAAAAGCUUUCAAGAACAAAAAAGUCAAAAUUCUUUAUGUCUACAGAAAUCCUAAAGAUGUUUUGACCUCCUACUUUCAUUAUUCAAAUUUGAUGGUUAUACUUGAAGCCUCAAAUACUAUAGAAACAUUUAUGCAAACAUUUCUAGAUGGAAGAGUGGUAGGAAGCAAUUGGUUUGACCACAUUAGAGGCUGGUAUGAACACAGACAUGACUUCAACAUUAUGUUCCUGAGCUAUGAAGAUAUGAAGAAGGACCUCAGGGGCUCAGUGCUCAAAAUCUGCAGUUUUCUGGAGAAAGAACUGAGUUAAGAAGAUGUGGAUGCUGUUGUGAGACAAGCUACGUUUCAGAACAUGAAAUCUGACCCGCGAGCAAAUUAUGACGAUAUUAUAAAAAAGGAAAUUGGGACAAGAAAUGAUCAAGGAACAUUCCUCCGCAAAGGUGAAAUUUACUAGUCUGUAGAGGCAAAAACAAAAAAACGAUGAGUUUUCCUGGAGUACUUUGGAGAAAUAAUAUGUGUUUCUAAAGUAUUGCACCAGGUGAUGAUGACAUUUGGAAGCAUCAAGCAUUUUGGAAAACAGAACCUGAAGGGUCUGUAGUAGUUUUAGUUAAAAAUCUGACAAUUUCAAUUACGAAAUAAAUUUAAUUUUUUUACGUUUUAGGCAACACAACUCAAUUUUUAAAGGAUGUCAGCAGUCUUGUCCUAGGCAAUAGAUGUGUUAGAAGUUAAGACUCUAAUUGAUAUUGUGCUAUUGUUUUCUUGAUGAUGGGUUUUUUGUUUUUUGAUUUAUUUUGGUUUUUCGUUUUGUUUUGUUUUGUUUUGUUGGGUUUGUGUGUGUGUGUGUGUGUGUGUGUGUGUGUGUGUGUGUGUUUCUAAGAGAGAGAGAGAAUGUGUGUUUCUCAGUGUAGUCUGAGCAACCACAGCUACCUUAAAUUCAUAAUCCUCCUGCCUCUUCUGCACAUGCUCCCUGAAAGCUAGGAUUACAGACAUGGUGAUGCACUGCUCAGACAAGAACAAUAUUAUUUACUAUUUUCCUAGGAUAUUGAACAAGUAAUAUGCUGUCUGCUUAUAUUGAAAACGAAGUUUAAAAUGCUGCUUCCUCAUGUGUGAGAUUUUUUCAUCAUAAAAAUUAGAGUGAUAUCUUAAUAACUUUAUCUGACAUGAAUUCAAUAAAGUAAAUAGGCAAUAAA
Messenger RNA from Arvicola amphibius (Eurasian water vole), 1670 nucleotides. Its product is annotated as amine sulfotransferase-like. NCBI's taxonomy places the organism in Eukaryota, Metazoa, Chordata, Mammalia, Rodentia, Cricetidae. The transcript has 6 exons. The coding region runs from base 161 to 790 and encodes 209 amino acids. Gene Ontology annotation, cellular component: cytoplasm. Gene Ontology annotation, biological process: sulfation. The record is from RefSeq and is a predicted model, not a curated record. Gene Ontology annotation, molecular function: sulfotransferase activity.